AUGGCCAUGCUCACAGUGAUGUCUUAUGAUCGCUAUGUGGCCAUCUGCCACACACUGUGCUAUGAAAUCAUCAUGACAGUCAACACCCGUGUUCAUGGAAUCUCAGCCAUCCGGAUCAGCGGGGUCAUCUCUGGACUUAUGCAUACAUCUGCUACUUUCUCCAGCCAUGUCUGCGGUGCCAACGUCAUUCACCAGUUCUUCUGUGAUGUCCCCCAUCACAGGCUCUUAAAAUUUGCUUGUUCUAAUGAGUAUGUCAGUGAGCUUGGGGCUACUGGCUUCCUGUCCUUGGUGGCCUUUCUUUGCUUCAUCUCCACUGGAUCCUCCUACACACACAUAUUCUCUACUGUGUUGAGGAUCCCAUCUGCUGAGGGCAGAGCCAAGGCCUUCUCCACCCACCGCCCCCACCUAGCUGUUGUCAUAUUGUUUAUCUGUACUGGUGUCUUUGAGUUUCGAAAGCCACAUUCUGACUCUCCAAUUGCAUUAGACUUUUUGCUUGCUAGUUUUUAUACUGUUCUGCCUCCAGCACUUAAUCUGAUGAUCUAUAGCCUGAGAAACAAAGCCGUGAAGGCAGCUCUAAAAAAGGUUUUUGAAAGAAGAAAAACCUACGUCUUUUGCUGA
Hippopotamus amphibius kiboko is the source of this 618-nucleotide messenger RNA. Its product is annotated as olfactory receptor 14J1-like. Gene Ontology annotation, cellular component: membrane. Bases 1 to 618 code for a protein of 205 amino acids. Gene Ontology annotation, biological process: G protein-coupled receptor signaling pathway. Gene Ontology annotation, molecular function: olfactory receptor activity. The transcript has a single exon. Lineage: Eukaryota; Metazoa; Chordata; Mammalia; Artiodactyla; Hippopotamidae. The record is from RefSeq and is a predicted model, not a curated record.